Molecule: messenger RNA, 1350 nt
Organism: Aspergillus ibericus CBS 121593
Lineage: Eukaryota; Fungi; Ascomycota; Eurotiomycetes; Eurotiales; Aspergillaceae
Product: glycosyl hydrolase family 43 protein
Exons: 10
Coding region: 1-1350 (449 amino acids)
Biological process (GO): carbohydrate metabolic process
Molecular function (GO): hydrolase activity, hydrolyzing O-glycosyl compounds
Source: RefSeq, a predicted model, not a curated record
AUGCGAACGGCCUCUAUUCUUACCUCCGUGGCAUUGGCCAAUGCCGCUGCUGCGUCGCUGCAAAUUGUUCCGGGCGCGACCUGGACGGCCGAAGGAACCAACAAGCAUAUCCAGGCGCACGGCGGCGGCAUCAUCGAAGUCGACUCGGUGUACUACUGGGUCGGGGAAAACCACACGGACGGCAGCGCCUUCCAGUCCAUCAACUGCUACUCCAGUACCAAUCUGGUCGAAUGGACCUUGGUGGGCGAACUUCUCUCCCUGGAGAGCAGCGGCGACUUGGGCCCCGACCGGGUGGUCGAGCGACCCAAGAUCCUCUACAACGAUGACACCUCCACAUAUGUGAUGUGGCUGCAUAUCGACGACAGCUCCUAUGCCGAAGCCAAGACCGGCGUGGCCACUUCGUCGAGUGUCUGCGGGACAUAUGACUAUCUAGGGUCGUUCCAGCCUUUAGGGCACCAGUCGCGUGACAUGGGACUGUACAAGGAUGACAAUGGCGCCGCGUAUCUGCUUUCAGAAGAUCGCCCCAACGGCCUGCGGAUCGACCGGCUGACCGACGACUACCUCAACGUGUCCUACACCACCCAUCUCUUCCCGGAGCACUACGAGGCCCCGGCCUUGUACAAGCAGGACGGAGUGUACUUUAUGUUUGGAUCGCAACUGACUGGAUGGUCUGCCAAUGAUAACAAGUACACCACUUCGACGGACCUCAAUGGCACGUGGAGCGAUUGGAGCGACUUUGCGACCGCGGGAACCGACACCUAUGACUCCCAGACCACCUUUGUCAUGCAGGUUGGCGAGAGUGUGAUGUACAUGGGCGAUCGCUGGAUCUCGACCAAUCUGAUGGCGUCAACGUACAUCUGGUUGCCAUUGACGCUGGACGGCACCAACGCGACCUUGGUUGACAGCUCCAACUGGAUCCCCUCCCUGGACGGGACCUGGUCCUCUGGAGGCGAGGAGACCGACCCCGAAGCCGAAGCCUCCAGCAAUGUGCUCUCGAACGGCGCGACCGUCAUUUCAUGCAGCGGCUGCUCGGGCGGCGAAUCCGUCGGCUGGAUCGGCGGCCCCGACAACGGCACCCUCGAGAUCCGCAACGUGUCCAGCGAGGCCUCCACCACCACCAGUAUCCAGGUGCGCUACGAAAAUGGAGAUUCCUCCCAACGGUUUGCAACCGUCACGGUCAACGGCAAGUCGCAGAUCCUGGCGUUCUUGCCGUCCGACAAUGGGAAUACCCCGGCCUCGUCCGUGCUGAAUGCUCAGUUGGAGAGCGGCGAUGACAAUGUGAUUAUCUUUAGCGCGUAUGAAGAGGGAUACGGACCUGAUAUUGACCGGUUGCUGGUGCCGGAUGAGUAG